AUGGCGAUGGACCAGACACUGAUCAAGACCAUCAACAAGCUACAGGAUGCAUUUGCAUCGGUCGGUGUCCAAAACCCGAUCGAUCUCCCCCAAAUCGCCGUCAUCGGAUCCCAGUCAUCAGGAAAAUCAUCAGUACUCGAAAACUUGGUCGGAAGAGACUUCUUGCCCAGAGGAACCGGGAUCGUCACCCGAAGACCACUCGUCCUCCAACUCAUCAAUCGACCCGCCACCUCUAAACCAACACCGGCUGCUGCCAACGGCGCUGAGCCUGCAGACCCUGAUAACCCUGUCCCGCUCAAGCCAGGCGAAGACUCAAAUCAAAACCCAGACGAAUGGGGCGAAUUCUUGCACAAACCUGGAGAGAAGUUCUUCGACUUCAACAAAAUCCGAGACGAAAUCGUCCGAGAUACAGAGACCAAGACCGGCAAAAACGGCGGAAUCUCACCCCUGCCGAUCAACCUGCGAGUCUUCUCACCCCACGUGCUCACACUCACCCUGAUCGAUCUGCCCGGUCUGACCAAGGUACCCGUGGGCGACCAGCCGCGGGACAUCGAGAAGCAGAUCAAGGACAUGCUUUUCAAGUUCAUCACCAAGCCCAACUCGAUCAUCCUCGCCGUCACCGCCGCCAACACCGAUCUGGCCAACUCGGACGGCCUCAAGCUGGCUAGAGAGGUCGACCCCGAGGGCAGCCGAACGAUCGGCGUGCUCACCAAGGUCGACCUGAUGGACCAGGGCACCGAUGUCGUCGAUAUCCUCGCAGGCAGAAUCAUCCCCUUGAGGCUCGGAUACGUCCCCGUCGUCAAUCGCGGCCAGAGAGAUAUCGAACAGAAUAAGAAGAUCACCGCCGCACUCGAUAACGAGAAAGACUUCUUCGAAAAUCACUCGAGCUACCGAAGUAAGAGCCAGUACUGUGGUACGCCCUUCUUGGCUAAAAAGCUCAACAUGAUUUUGAUGCACCACAUCCGCAACACGUUGCCCGAGAUCAAGAACAAGAUCGGCCAAUCGCUUGCGAAAUACCAAGCGGAGUUGACGGCGCUAGGCGGACAGUUCGGCGAGCCGAACUCGAGCAACGUCGUCCUGUCGAUCAUCACCGAGUUCUGCUCGGACUUCAGGACGGUCAUCGAUGGUAACUCAAACGAUCUGAGCAUCAACGAGCUCAGUGGCGGCGCCCGGAUUGCCUUCGUCUUCCACGAGCUCUUCAGUAAUGGCAUCAAACAAUUGGACCCUUACGACCAAGUCAAAGACGGCGAUAUUCGCACGAUCCUCUACAACUCCUCUGGCUCUUCUCCUGCGCUUUUCGUCGGCACAACAGCAUUUGAAGUGAUUGUCAAGCAGCAGAUCAAACGUCUCGAAGAUCCCGCCCUGAAAUGCUCCUCGCUGGUCUAUGAUGAGCUGAUUAGAAUACUGACCCAGUUACUCAACAAAAACCAAGGAUUCAAACGCUAUCCUGCCCUGAAGGAGCGAUUCUAUUCAGUGGUGGUAGCGUUCUACAAGAAAGCGAUGCUCCCGACGAACAAGUUAGUAUCCGACCUAGUAGCGGCAGAAGCGACGUACAUCAACACGGGCCAUCCGGACUUCAUCAGCGGCCACAAGGCGAUGGCCCUGGUGAAUGCGAAGAUCGAGGCGGCCAAGCCGCCGCCGCCGUCGGGACCUGCGGCGCUGGACAAGGCGGGCAAGUUGCCCCCCGGCGCAAUUAAUAACGGCAGAGACCUCGACGUCGAUAUGAAGCAGGACCCCGGCUUCUUCGGCAGCUUUUGGAAGGGCGGCCAGCCUGGGCCUCGCAGGAAGGGCGCCGCGGGCUCGCUCAUGGAGCCCCCGCCCCAAACUCUCAAGGCCUCGGGCACCCUCUCGGAGCGCGAAGUCAUUGAAACCGACGUCAUCAAACUCUUGAUCAGCUCGUAUUUCAACAUCGUCAAGCGCACGGUGAUCGACAUGGUCCCGAAAGCCAUCAUGCUGAAGCUCGUCUCGCACUCGAAGGACGACCUGCAGCGCGAACUGCUCUCAGAGUUGUAUCGGCCCGACGUCCUCGACGACCUCAUGAAGGAAAGCGAGACGGUCGUCAAUCGGAGGAAGGAGUGCAUCAAGAUGAUCGGCGCGCUCGAGAAAGCUAACGAGAUCACCGCGACCGUUUGA
Messenger RNA from Puccinia triticina, 2133 nucleotides. RefSeq lists its product as uncharacterized. Gene Ontology annotation, molecular function: GTP binding; microtubule binding; GTPase activity. Lineage: Eukaryota; Fungi; Basidiomycota; Pucciniomycetes; Pucciniales; Pucciniaceae. The record is from RefSeq and is a predicted model, not a curated record. Gene Ontology annotation, biological process: peroxisome organization. The coding region runs from base 1 to 2133 and encodes 710 amino acids. Gene Ontology annotation, cellular component: membrane; microtubule; cytoplasm. The transcript is spliced from 10 exons.